AUGACGGACGCAGCGGGUGGCGAUGCUGGGGACCUGCUUUGUGUGAUCGUCAGUGCGCUUCCGCCUCCCCCGUUGCUACCGUGCCUGCUGCUGUGUUUGCUGAGUGAUGCCUUUUUUCGCUGACGUGGACCUUGGCCUCGCGUGAUCGCCCCCCAGCUCGAUUUGAAUCCACUGGCUUGGUCGCUGUCGUCGGUCGCCGAUCCACAGACUCACGAUCAACUCUCACUCGAACAGGCGUUGGAUCAGGUGCUCAUCUUUGCCAAUGCCCAUCUUGCGCUGCGCCAUGAGAACCAGAUCGCCGUAUUCGGAGCGGGAUAUUCGAUGUCGUCAGUCCUCGCUUCAGCCUGGUCGAGCCUAAGCAGCCACCGGCUCCGCGGCCGACCCCUGGCCGAGCCUUAUGGCAACGAACUGACUUGUUCUAUUGGACACCACUCUUUGAACCAGGAAAAUGCUCUACUCGUCCUCUCUCGCACCUUCGGCUGCACCUUCCGUCGGGCCAGUCUCAUCCGCGAGAGAUGCCAACACCUAUCAGCAGUUCAGGAUCGUCAACGAGGGUAGCUCGAACGCUGUGAGGGACAUGAUGGCCGAGCAGUCGGACGAUAACGUUGGGAAAGGUGCGUGCUCUUUUUCAUCAGGCCAUCGGCGGUCCACAGGCAAAAUUGGGACCAUAUCGCUGACAGGUGGCCAACGUCGAUCCCAGCCGAUGUCGGCAUGGUCAGCGCCCUCGCAAUGGUGCUGUGUCGUGCGUCGUUUUCGGCAUUCCUUCCGCGAUUCACAUACAAUUACGGUGGAGCUGAACUUCCUCAGUUCUCUUCCGUCCUCACAGAUGUGAAUCGCCUGAACUCGGCCUCGACACUUACGCCGAACCUGAACAAGCCUCGACCCCGGAUCUUGGUUCUUAGCGUGACCGAUGACGCCUCAACGCAAUACGUCUCGACUAUGAAUUGCAUCUUCACCGCACAAAAGAAUGUCAGUGAUUCAAUUGUUGAGCGGACGGCCCGUAUUGCGUCCCAGUUUCCCCGUACCUAAUGCGCAAGCCCGUGGGACACAAUUUGCCGUCUCUAGAGUAUUCCCAUUGAUGUCUGCAAAAUCUUUGGGCGAGAUGCGGUUUUUCUACAACAAGCCUGCCACCUCACAGGCGGAUCGUAUUUCAAGAUCGCUCAGCGACGGGGCCUCUUGCAAUACCUCAUCGUGCGUGUAUCGCUGCAAAACUCGUCGCACCUUCGCUCUAUCCAAAUUCGGACUGCGAGCUCACUCAGCACGGAAGCGAACCUCCACAGAUGACCUUCCUGCCUGGCCCAUCGGCUCGCAAGCAUCUAAAUCAGCCGACACAAGAUCAGGUUGAUCUCCGCGCGGCAUGCUUCUGCCACCGCAAAAUUGUUGAUGUCGGCUACGUGUGCUCCGUGUGCCUAUCGAUCUUCUGCGCGCCGGUGCCGGUAUGCGCGACUUGUCGGACCAAGUUCCCCAUGGCGACCUUGAAACGAUUUGGAUUCGGUGCAAGACCAGCGAACAGUGGGGCAAUUGCGAGGUCGAAGAAGCGGAAAGCGCCGGCGAACGGGGAGACCCUCCCUCCAGUUUCGGCCGGCGUUUGA
Microbotryum saponariae is the source of this 1592-nucleotide messenger RNA. The record is from the annotation of a GenBank genome assembly. Lineage: Eukaryota; Fungi; Basidiomycota; Microbotryomycetes; Microbotryales; Microbotryaceae.